CCGGCUUGGUAUGUGGAGUCGGGCUACAUCUAAUGGGUUCCGUGUGGACUCUAGCCCUCCUGAUGUAGUGGAUGCACCCGCUGUGGAUGUGACUCAGGGGAUGGCUGUCAGAAACACUCAAGUUCUGCGGGAUCUGAUUCACUUUUCCUGGAAGUUCAGUGACCCUGAAAGUGGUAUUAAAGACCAGUACGUAUCAGUCAGCACACAUCACAAUGGAGAUGUGAAUAUUCCAUCAAUAAAGAUUGCAGGGAGUGAGUUGGACUACACCUUCACCAAUCUGACAUUACAUGAAGGCAGUCGUUACAUCGUUACCGUAGUGGCUUGUAACUUUGCUGGUCUCUGCACUCAGGCCAAUACGGAAUCCUUUUUGGUUGAUGGCAGCCCACCUUCUGUUGUGACUUUUGCCAUUGGCACAGAGAGUGCUGCUAACUUGCAGCGUCAUCACAUCAUCUGGAUUGAUCCAACUGAACCGGCUGAAACUCCUGAUGGAACAGACUACGCCACCGACUCAAUCAGCUCUACCACGGAGAGUCCACCGACCACCCCAUCUCCUCCACGCCACCACUCUGGCUGGAUGACGUGGCUUGAAGACCCCCGUACAUCCCUGGUUCCUUAGCCCUUGCCUGGCUGGGAU
Messenger RNA from Patiria miniata (bat star), 634 nucleotides. RefSeq lists its product as uncharacterized. The transcript has 5 exons. The coding region runs from base 11 to 616 and encodes 201 amino acids. The record is from RefSeq and is a predicted model, not a curated record. Lineage: Eukaryota; Metazoa; Echinodermata; Asteroidea; Valvatida; Asterinidae. Gene Ontology annotation, molecular function: protein binding.